UUAACUUAUAUGAGAUUGUCUCUCUUGCUUUAUCAUCCUUGGUCCCCGGUCGCCGGCGUCCAUGCUCACCUAGAAGAGUUUUAGUGCUUCUGGAAGACUGGAAUCAUUCCUUUUUUAAUGGAGGACAGAUGUGUCACCAUAUCUUCUUUGUUUUCAGACUUGAGAGCCCAAAAGUCUUUGUGGAGGUACAGAUCAAGUCUCCAGCAUAAAAGUCCUGUCUUUUUCCACUCUGUUGCUACUUUGAUCAACCAAUUUCACUGUGUCCCUCAGUUUCCAUAUCAACCAAGAUCAAAGCAUUCAUGUCAGGGGGUGCCUCCUUAUCAGUUUUGGUCUUAUUUUUGUGCAUCUCUGGUAGAGCACAAGCUCAAGUUUCUGCUCCUGCUCCUCAACCUCAAGUUACUAAUGCCACCACUGACCCAUCUCAAGCGAGAGCUUUGAAUUCAGUAUUUGAGAAAUGGAAGAUUCGGGCCAAUCCGGAGCAAUGGAACACAACCGGAGACCCAUGCACUGGAGCUGCCAUAAACGCCACCAAAUUUGAUGACACCGAUUACAACCCCUUAAUCAUAUGUGACUGCUCUUAUCAAUCCAGCACCAUUUGCCACAUUACCCAACUGAAAGUUUAUGACUUGAAAGUUGUUGGUGUAAUUCCAGACGAGUUAUGGAGUUUGACUUCUCUCACCAAUCUGAAUUUGGCACUGAAUUACUUGACAGGACCUCUCUCUGCAGCCAUUGCAAAUCUAACUGGCUUGCAAUACUUUACUGUUGGCAUCAACGAUUUAUCAGGCGAGCUACCUAAAGAACUUGGACAACUUACUGAACUGAGAUCAUUGGCUUUUGGAGGAAACAACUUUUCGGGUUCUCUGCCAUCUGAGCUAGGGAAUUUAUUCAAUUUACAACAGCUUUACAUUGAUAGUUCGGGAGUUAGCGGUGAGAUUCCACCAACAUUUGCUAAUCUACAAAACUUGGAGUUUUUUUGGGCUAGAAAUGUUGAACUCUCUGGCAGGAUACCAGACUUCAUUGGGAAUUGGUCAAAGCUUACUUCCUUGAGGUUUCAAGGAAACUCUUUUGAAGGUCCUAUACCAUUUGCAUUUUCCAAUCUGACUUCUAUGCAAGAGCUACGCAUUAGUGAUUUGUCGAAUGCCAAUGGGAGCUCUUCUCUUGCGUUUAUUGAGAAUAUGAAGGCUCUAAAUAUCUUAGAGCUGAGGAAUAACAAUAUUUCUGAUUCAAUUCCUUCCGAUUUUGGAGUAUACCAAAGUUUGUCUCAGCUGGAUUUGAGCUUCAACAAUUUAACUGGACAGAUACCAGACUCACUUUUUAAUUUGAGUUCUCUCUCCAUCUUAGAUUUGUCGUACAAUUAUCUAGAUGGGAGCAUUCCUUCUUGGUUCAAAGAAGAAAAAUUACAGCUUAAUUUAGUUGUCAACAACUUCAGCAUAGAAAGUUUACAGAGCAGUGGUCUUCCUUCAGGGUUGGCUUGCCUUCAAAGAAACUUUCCUUGCAAUCGUGGCCCUGGAAUCUAUUAUAAUUUUGGGAUUAAUUGUGGAGGACCUGAGAUUACGUCUUCCUCCGAUGGAAUUGUGUAUGAGAAGGAAAAUGAGCCCCUUGGACCAGCUUCAUAUUUUGUGACUGGCACAAGCAGAUGGGGAGUUAGCAAUGUCGGAUCUUUCACUGGCAGUACCAAUCCUCAGUAUACAAGUUUCUCCUCAUCUCAAUUCACAAAUACUUUUGAUUCUGUGCUAUUCCAGACUGCAAGGCUCUCUGCUUCAUCAAUUAGAUACUUUGGCUUGGGGCUUCAGAAUGGUAACUACACCGUGAACCUCAAGUUUGCAGAACAUGUCAUUCUGGCUGCUACUACCGGGAAAUUUCUUGGGAGACGUCUUUUUGAUAUUUAUAUCCAGGGCAUUCUGGUAUCAAAGGAUUUUGAUAUACUAAAGGAGGCAGGUAUGUCAUCUUUCCGAGCUGUUCAGAAGCCAUACACGGCUCAUGUUUCGGAGAACUACCUUGAAAUCCAUCUCUUUUGGGCUGGAAAGGGGACUUGCUGCGUACCUGCGCGGGGUACUUAUGGACCUGCUAUUGCAGCCAUCAGUGCUACACCGGAUUUCAUACCUACUGUCAGUAACAACCCUCCAACUAGUAAGAAGAAUCGAACUGGGCUGAUUGUUGGGAUUGUUGUGGGUAGUGGAGUACUUUUGGUUCUGUUGUUUGUGGCUUUUUAUCUUGUUCAAAGAAGAAAAAGGUCUGACCCUGAUGACGGCGAAGAGCUGUACGGGAUAGAUGUUGGACCACUUACCUUCAGUUAUCCUGAACUAAAGACAGCUACAAACGAUUUUGAUGAAGCUCAUAAGCUUGGAGAGGGCGGAUUUGGACCUGUCUAUAGAGGAACACUUAGUGAUGGAAGAGUAAUUGCUGUGAAGCAAUUGUCUGCAGCAUCCCACCAAGGAAAGAACCAGUUUGUAACUGAGAUUGCCACUAUAUCUUCUGUGCAACACAAUAACCUGGUAAAGUUGUACGGAUUCUGCACUGAGGGAGUUAAAAGGCUCCUUGUCUAUGAGUAUCUGGAGAACAACAGUCUUGAUCAAGCAUUAUUUGGAGAGAGAUGUUUAAAUCUUGAUUGGUCAACACGUUUUAAUAUAUGCUUGGGCAUAGCUAGAGGUUUAACUUAUCUUCACGAAGAAUCAAGGGUUCGAAUUGUACACAGAGAUGUGAAGGCCAGUAAUAUUCUGCUUGACACUAAUCUCAUCCCCAAGAUAUCGGAUUUUGGUUUGGCUAAGCUUUUUGAUGAGAAAAAGACCCACAUAAGUACCCGUGUUUUCAUUAGUGGUACGCCCCUAAAGAUCAAAUGUUUUCAUUUUCUUCGAGGACGGCGUGAGAACAUAUACACGCAGCUUUUGAUUCUUCAUGUAUAGAGUGAAACUCUCAAUCAUUGUUUUUGUAUCUAAUUCUGUCUUUUGGUUGGACGUUGAAGAUAAACUGGAGCUCUGGAACUUCUUGUAAAUGGAAAAGUAAUCAGAACUUACAGGUUAUGAAA
Molecule: messenger RNA, 3025 nt
Organism: Rosa chinensis
Lineage: Eukaryota; Viridiplantae; Streptophyta; Magnoliopsida; Rosales; Rosaceae
Product: probable LRR receptor-like serine/threonine-protein kinase At1g56130
Exons: 21
Coding region: 300-2903 (867 amino acids)
Biological process (GO): protein phosphorylation
Molecular function (GO): ATP binding; protein kinase activity; protein binding
Source: RefSeq, a predicted model, not a curated record